ACUAAAAUUAUAACUGUGUUAACGAAGGAGAAGCAGCAGCAGCAGUCGCAGAAGGAGUAGAGGUAGAAGAGAGUAGCAGCAAAAGCACACACUCUCUUGCACACACUCUCUCCCCCUCACACACAACAAUGACGAUGGCCGCCUGUUAUGCCAGCUAUGACAUGUCGUCCCUUUCCCACGGCAUGUCCGCUGCCGCCUUGAAUGCCCUGCAACAGCAGCAGCAGCAGCAGCAACAACAGCAGCAGCACAGUCAGGCUCAGCAGCAGCAUCACCAAGCGCAGCAGCAGCAGCAGCAACAGCAACACAUGUACCAUGCCGCCGUGGCAGCGCAUCAGCAACAGUUGCUCCAACAGCAGCAGCAGCAGCAUCACCGCCAGCAACAGCAGCAGCAGCAGCAGCAACAUUCUCAUCAGCCCGCCUCCAACACCCGCCACAGCCAUGCGGCGGCGGCCCAAACUCAGGUCGCCGCCGCCGCCGUCGCCACCUCACGCCAACAGCAGCAGCAGCAGCAGCAGAAUGUCUCUGCCAGCAGCAACGCCAACAGCAGCAGCAAUGCCAACAGCAGCGGUGCAACGGCAGCGGCAGCGUCCCCUCAAAAGGACUACAGCAUUCCACUGCACGUCGACUGCAGCGUCGAGUACGAGCUCCCCAAUCAGCCGAAGCCACCCGCCGGACAGCGCGUGGAGCCGCUGCUGAUGAUCCAUCCCUGCUACUUCCGUAAAAUGGAGUCGCAGCGGCGCAGUCCCUUCGUGAACAACAUGCAGGCGACGGCCCGCACGGCCAACAACAGUGCAGUCAGCAGUGGAGCGGCGCUUGGCGGGGGCGGAGGAGCGGCCGCCACGGCACCCAGCAGCAGUGCAGCGCGACGCGGAGCCAGGCAGAGUGCGCAGCAGCAACAGCAGCAGCAGCAGCAACAACAGCAGCAGCAGCAACAGCAGCAGCAACAACAGCAGCAGCAUCAUCAAGCGCAGCAGCAACAACAACAGCAGCAGAGGCAGGUGUACCAGCAGCAGCAGCAACAGUUGCGUCAGCAGCACCAACAAAUGUCGCAGAUGUCGCAGCAGGCGCACUAUCCCGUGCAGCAGCAGCAACAGCAGCAGGAGCAUGUGCGGCGCCAACAGCAGCAGCAGCAGCACCAGCAUCAAGCGCAGCAGCAGCAUCAGGCGCAGCAGCAGCGAAGCAGCAGCAACCAAAGUCGUCAAAACCAAAGUCAAAGCCACUCCGCAGCAGCAGCGGCAGCAGCCGCAGCCAGCUCCGCGUCGAUAGCCGCCGCCGCGGCGGGCCAGUGGGAUCAGCUGGCAGCGGCACUAGCCGCUCGCACUGCCAUGACGCCGCACCAUAUGCUGGCACCCCCGCCCCACCAGACCCUGUACGCGGCCAAGGGGAGCAACGGCUCUGCGGGAGGAGCCAGCGGCGCCUCUGGGAAGAGGGAUGCCAUGAUUUCCGGCUCGAACUACGGCCAGACGGCGCCCUCCGUCGGUGGCAGCUCGAAGCACCAUCAGCAGCAGCAGCAGCACUGCCUGCCCCCGCCGCCCUGGGACGCCACAGCAGUGGGUGGGGCGGCGCCCGCGCAGAGCAUGGCCAUGCUGAUGGACCGCUCGCCGAUGGCCACAGUUCCUAGCAAUUAUCAGGCCGGCCCUGACACCACGCCCAUGCAGCGGCUGUACGGCGCCACCGUGACGCCCACAUCUGCAGCGGGAGCGGGUCCGGGGGCGGGCGCGUGUCCGGGAACGACUGGAGGCGCCACCUCUGCCACGGACAAGCUGAGCGGCAAGUACCGGCAGUACCUGCGCUCGCAGCGGAUGCACCCCUAUGCGGCGGCGGCCUCCCUCAACCUGGCCGCAGCCGCCGUGGCCGCCGGGAGCCUGGGGCAGACCUCGUUUGUGCCAUUCGGUGCGGCCGCGGCGGCGACGCCCACAUUCCAGCAUCUGCAGCAGCAGAUAUCCUGCUACAAUGUGUGAUCCCCCUCCCAGGAGCAGCGCGGAGGCAGAAGAAGCAGCAACCAACUGAGACAGGCGCUUACCAAGUAAACGUCGAUGAAAAUAGCCGCCUCAAGGAAUAGCCAAUAGGAAAACAAACCCCCCUUUAUAUAGGCCAUCUCUUCUAUCCCUCAAACCCUAAAGCCCCAUACAACCCUAUACAACCCUGUAAUCCCCCUCCUCAUACAGCCCCCAAAAGCUUUUAGACUCAAAAAAUAAGAAAAAACAAACAAAAAAAUUAAAGCUAAAUUCUGUUUAGAGCUGUUCCCAAAAGAAAAAGAAUGAAUGAAGAAGAUUGUCCUCAGAAGAAGAAAAUGAAGAAGAUGCAGAAGAAGGAGAAGGAGAAGGAAAAGAUACGGAUGAAAAGUGUUUUUUGUUUCUUUUUCUAGUAAUUGUAGUAAUUGAUAAACAAAAGGAAAAACAAACAACAAAAAAAUGCAAACUAUUGUAGUGAUAUUUGUUAUAAAAUAAUUUUAGUAUCUAAUUUAAUUUAAAUUAAAAAAAAGAAAAGAAAACAUGAAAAACCAACAAAAAGCCAAGGCGAUAAAAACCUAAAAACCAACAAACAUUCAAAUCAACCAACAAUAAAAAUGGAAAAGUCAACAAACAAAUGCUAAAAAUUACAUAAUUAUAUGCAUAUUUAAUUAAACGAAAAACGACAAAUGUUAUAGCAGAAAAACAAUUUAUGGAAAAUGCCACAAUUAUUACCAAAAGAAUGAGAAUGAGAUGAGAGAAAGACGAGGAGAGAGAGGAGGAUGAUUGAAAGAGUUCGGAUGGUGAAUUAAGAGAAGGAAACAACACAAAAAAUAUGAAUAAAAAUUAUUCAAAAUUAUGCAACGUAAUUUGAAGCGCAAAUAUGCAAAAAAAA
Molecule: messenger RNA, 2847 nt
Organism: Drosophila pseudoobscura
Lineage: Eukaryota; Metazoa; Arthropoda; Insecta; Diptera; Drosophilidae
Gene: corto
Product: centrosomal and chromosomal factor corto
Exons: 1
Coding region: 129-1961 (610 amino acids)
Cellular component (GO): myosin filament; cytoplasm; myosin II complex
Molecular function (GO): microfilament motor activity; actin filament binding
Source: RefSeq, a predicted model, not a curated record